Molecule: messenger RNA, 1449 nt
Organism: Peromyscus eremicus (cactus mouse)
Lineage: Eukaryota; Metazoa; Chordata; Mammalia; Rodentia; Cricetidae
Gene: Ppp1r7
Product: protein phosphatase 1 regulatory subunit 7
Exons: 10
Coding region: 158-1240 (360 amino acids)
Molecular function (GO): protein binding
Source: RefSeq, a predicted model, not a curated record
CUGCGGGAAACUACAACUCCCAUGAAGCACUGCGUCCACGCAAGCGUGUCAGCUCGCGCCUGUAUGCUCGGUCCCAUUGGCGGGCUGACAGAGCCGGGAGUCCUGAUUGGCCCAUGGCCUGAGGCGACAGAUUCCGGAAAGGGGAAGAGCAGCCAAUAUGGCGGCGGAGCGCAGCGCGGGGCAGCAACAGUCGCAGGAGAUGAUGGAGGUUGACAGGCGGGUUGAAUCUGAAGAAUCAGGCGAUGAGGAAGGGAAGAAGCAUGUCGGUGGCAUCGUGACAGACCUCAGCGAGCAGAGCCUGAAGGACGGAGUAGAACGGGGGGCGGAGGACCCAGAAGAGGAACAUGAGCUGGCAGUGGAUAUGGAAACCAUCAGCCUGGACCGAGAUGCAGAGGAUGUUGAUCUGAAUCACUAUCGCAUUGGAAAGAUUGAAGGCUUUGAGGUGCUGAAGAAAGUGAAGUCACUGUGCCUCCGUCAAAACUUAAUUAAAUGCAUUGAGAACCUGGAGGAACUGCAGAGUCUUCGAGAACUGGAUCUCUAUGAUAAUCAGAUCAAGAAGAUUGAGAAUCUGGAGGCGCUGACAGAAUUGGAGAUUCUGGAUAUUUCUUUUAAUCUGCUGAGGAACAUUGAAGGGAUUGACAAACUGACGCAGCUGAAAAAACUCUUCUUGGUCAACAAUAAGAUCAAUAAAAUUGAGAACAUAAGUACCCUACAUCAACUGCAGAUGCUGGAGCUGGGCUCAAACCGCAUCCGGGCAAUUGAAAAUAUCGACACAUUAACCAACCUGGAGAGUUUGUUUCUGGGGAAAAACAAAAUUACAAAACUUCAGAACCUGGAUGCACUUACGAACCUAACAGUCCUCAGUAUGCAGAGCAACCGGCUAACGAAGAUUGAGGGUCUGCAGAGCUUGGUGAACCUGCGUGAACUAUACCUCAGCCAUAAUGGUAUCGAGGUUAUCGAGGGCCUGGAGAACAACAACAAACUCACCAUGUUGGACAUUGCAUCAAAUAGGAUAAAAAAGAUUGAAAAUAUCAGCCAUCUAACAGAACUGCAAGAAUUCUGGAUGAAUGACAAUCUCCUGGAGAGCUGGAGUGACCUUGAUGAGCUGAAGGGUGCCAGGAACCUGGAGACCGUGUACCUGGAACGCAACCCCCUGCAGAAGGACCCACAGUACCGGCGGAAGGUCAUGCUGGCCCUACCCUCCGUACGGCAGAUCGACGCCACGUUCGUCAGGUUCUGAGUCCUCUUGCUCCUCACCUGGUCCCUCUCCUCGAAAGAACUUCCCGGCCACGGUUUUUUAAUCUACCUAUUGCUCCUGAAGUCGUCACUAUACCAACAGUCACAACCCAAUGGCAAUAAUAAGGCACUGGUGGUAGCUGGCCUGUGAUGCCACACACCAUUUGGAGAUGCCAACACUAUUAAAUCUUGCCACGCGGUCUUCCUGGUGAA